AUGCACAUCUUCCGGGCCCUUGUCUACGUCUCUCUGGUGGUGGCUCCUGGGUGCUCAAGUCUUCCAACAAAGGGAGACUCCAUCAGGAAUACGAUACACAGCAUCAUAAACAUAGCUCAGAUAACCCUGGUCCACAUCAAGAAACUACGGACGAGGUUGCCGGUGGCUCCACAGAUCGAACCCAGCACCCCCUCCAUUGACGGACUAACCAGCAUCACUCAAGAUCUCGGACUUUUGGACAAUGAACUGCAGAACCCCGUCACGGAGCUCCUCAGCCAGAUCCAGGCUGACGUCUCCAGCCUGGAGGGAAGGGUGCGCUCCUUCGCCCUCACCAUGGACUGUCCCCUUCAGGCUAGACCGAGCGGAGCGACCAGCGACAGCGUGUUCCCCGACAGCCAGCUCCAUCUGACUCUGACCAAGGUGCAGCGCUACCUGGAGAAGUUUAUUCUCCACAAGGACAAACUCAAGGUCUGCUGA
Molecule: messenger RNA, 477 nt
Organism: Epinephelus moara (kelp grouper)
Lineage: Eukaryota; Metazoa; Chordata; Actinopteri; Perciformes; Serranidae
Gene: lepb
Product: leptin b
Exons: 2
Coding region: 1-477 (158 amino acids)
Source: RefSeq, a predicted model, not a curated record